AUGUCUUCCUCUCCCCACGAAGCGCCCGAAGCGCGUUCCGAACUAGCCAGCGCGGAAAACCCUGUCAACGCGCCCGGUCCAAUUGCGAUCGACAGUUUCGGAGAGGACAUCGACAGUGAAUUCAGUAAUGAGCUGUCCGAUCUCACCUCCCUGUCGUCGAGCGUGCUCGAGUUUGAGAUGCCGAAUGAUGAGGACGAGCAGGAUCGUAUGGAUCUCACACACCACAUAGUGCAGAUGGCUGAUGCUGCUGGGGGAGAGCUCUACAAUGCCCCUAUCACAUCGUCACCACAGAACAUUCUUGACCUGGGAACAGGAACAGGCAUCUGGGCUCUGGACAUUGCCGAGAAAUUCCCCAGCGCGCAUGUUAUUGGGAACGACAUCAGCCCCAUCCAGCCCACUUGGGUAGCACCGAACAUCGAAUUUAUCAUAGAAGAUUUCGAAAGCGAGUGGCAGUAUGAACGAGACUAUUUUGACUUUAUCCAUGCACGAUGCCUGGCAGGAUGCGUGGCCGACUGGCCCGCGUUUAUUCGCCGAAUCUACGACCACGUCAAACCAGGCGGCUACUUUGAAUCGCACGAGAGUGCCGUGUGGGCCUGGAGCGACGAUGGCUCCCUCAAGCAAGAUUCCGCGCUCAUGGAAUGGCAGCAGGCUAUAAAUGUCGCCGGCACCAAGACUGGUCGGGAGCUCAACAUAUACCAUAAGCUAAAGGGCUGGAUGAUUGAAGCCGGAUUUGAGGAUGUCAGCUUGUCGGUCUACGUGCUGCCGUUCUCGCCCUGGCCGCGCGAUCCCCAUCUGAAGGCCCUGGGGAAAUACCAGGCAGUGCAGUUGCAGCAAGCCAUAGACUCUUAUUCGCUGCGCUUGUACACACAGGUGCUGGGCUGGAGUCCGGAUAUGGCUAAGAUUCAUAAUGCUGUGGUCAAGCAGGAGCUGCGGGAUAAAAAGUUGCAUGCCUAUGUUCAAACAGUCGCCGUCCAUGGGAGGAAACCUCUGCACUUGUAA
Molecule: messenger RNA, 999 nt
Organism: Penicillium maclennaniae
Lineage: Eukaryota; Fungi; Ascomycota; Eurotiomycetes; Eurotiales; Aspergillaceae
Product: class I SAM-dependent methyltransferase
Exons: 8
Coding region: 1-999 (332 amino acids)
Molecular function (GO): methyltransferase activity
Source: RefSeq, a predicted model, not a curated record